AUGGAGCCCCUUAAGUCCGAGGGUUUUACAGAGACUGGCAUCACAAAGCAGAUCAGUGGCGAGGAUGUCGAGGUUCAGCGUGGAGGACUGGGUGACCCCAAUCACGUCGAGUUGCAGCGUGCGCUCAAGGCGAGACAUAUUACUAUGAUUGCCAUCGGAGGUGCCAUUGGUACUGGAUUGAUUAUCGGAACUGGAGAAGCUCUCGCAAAGGCUGGCCCUGGCUCAAUUCUGAUCGCCUACGCCUGGGUUGGGUUCAUUGUCUAUUUGGUUAUGUGUGCUCUGGGAGAAAUGGCUGCUUGGCUUCCCUUACCCUCUGGUUUCACUGGUUACGCUAUUCGAUUCGUGGAUCCUGCGCUCGGCUUUACUUUGGGUUGGACGUAUUGGUUCAAAUACAUCAUUCUCUCACCAAAUCAAAUGACAGCCGGAGCAUUGGUCAUAUCAUACUGGAUACCGGCAGAAAAGGUCAACCCGGGAGUAUGGAUUACAAUAUUCCUCAUUUUGGUCGUGGCCAUCAAUUACUUCGGUGUGAAAUUCUUCGGAGAAUUCGAGUUCUGGCUUUCCUCUUUCAAGGUCAUCGUCAUUCUCGGAAUCAUUCUUAUGUCGUUCAUUCUCAUGCUGGGUGGUGGACCUACUCAUGACCGAACUGGUUUCCGCUACUGGAAGAAUCCGGGUGCGUUCAACCACUAUAUCAUGGAAGGACCUACAGGUCAAUUCCUAGCCUUUUGGUCGACUAUGGUCUCAGCAACAUUUGCCUACCUCGGUACUGAGUUGGUCGGAGUAACUGUUGGCGAGGCUCAGAACCCUCGCAAGACAAUCCCUCGCGCUAUCAAGUUGACCUUCUACCGAAUCCUGGUCUUCUACGUCGUGAGUGUACUCCUCGUCGGUACCCUCGUCCCCUACAACUCCGAACUCCUCGCCUUUGCAACCUCUGGCAAGGUCAGUGGCCAAGCAGCAGCCUCGCCCUUCGUCGUCGCCAUCAAGCUGGCCAAGGUCCCAGUCCUGGACCAUAUCCUGAACGCCUGCAUCCUGCUCUUCGUCUUCUCAGCAGCAAACUCCGAUCUUUACAUCGCCACCCGUACAAUCUACGGUCUCGCCCGUGAAGACAAAGCCCCCAAGAUCUUCGCUCGUACUGAUCGUCGCGGCGUUCCAGUGCCCGCCCUGGCAAUCUCCUCGUUCAUCGCCCUGCUCGCGUACAUGAACGUCUCCAGUGACUCCAAGACAGUCUUCAAGUACUUUGUCAACCUAGUCACCAUCUUCGGUCUCCUGACCUGGAUCUCGAUUCUGGUCACUCAUAUCUACUUUGUGCGUGCCCGCAAGGCACAAGGUAUCCCCGAGGAAAGCCUCGCAUACAAGGCACCCUUCGGUGCCGCAGGCUCAUACUUCGCGCUUGCAUUCUGUAUUCUCAUCGCCUUCACGAAGAACUAUGACGUUUUCGUGCACAACCCUAAGAAAUACGGCAACUUCGACUACAAGAACUUCAUCACGGCCUACCUCGGCAUUCCUCUCUACCUGAUCCUUAUCUUCGGAUACAAGCUCGUGACCAAGUGCAAGGGCGUCACCCCCGAGACAGCCGAUCUCUUCACUGGAAAGGAUGAGAUUGAUCGCGAGGAGGCGGCUUAUCUUGCUGCGAAGGAGGCUGAGGCUGAGAAGCACGCUGAUGCUGGGUGGUUCUACCAGAAGUUCGUUUCAUGGCUUUUCUAA
This is a messenger RNA of Penicillium antarcticum, 1701 nucleotides long. Its product is annotated as dicarboxylic amino acid permease agtA. Bases 1 to 1701 code for a protein of 566 amino acids. Gene Ontology annotation, biological process: amino acid transmembrane transport. NCBI's taxonomy places the organism in Eukaryota, Fungi, Ascomycota, Eurotiomycetes, Eurotiales, Aspergillaceae. Gene Ontology annotation, cellular component: membrane. The transcript is spliced from 5 exons. Gene Ontology annotation, molecular function: amino acid transmembrane transporter activity. The record is from RefSeq and is a predicted model, not a curated record.